Messenger RNA from Strongylus vulgaris, 362 nucleotides. The record is from the annotation of a GenBank genome assembly. NCBI's taxonomy places the organism in Eukaryota, Metazoa, Nematoda, Chromadorea, Rhabditida, Strongylidae.
AUGAGCACGGUGGACUCCCGUCAGAUUUACCCAGAUAGUGUCGUUGCUAUUGAUGGAUUUCCGAAUAUGGGCGCAGAGGAAAUUGACGUGCAACGUCACAGAUUUCCUUUUUGCAUUGUGUGGACACCACUGCCACUGAUAACUUGGAUUUUCCCUUUAAUUGGACAUAUGGGUAUUGCUACAAGCAAGGGAAUUAUUCGUGAUUUUUCUGGGAGCUACUGUGUUUCUGAGGAUGAUAUGGGUUUUGAUUGGCCAACAAUGUACUGGAAAUUGUCGCCAGCGUCCGUUGAUGGAGGAGCUGAGAUGUAUGACAGAGCUAUACGUGAGGCAUCGGACGAAUACAAAGGAAGAAUGGUAUGAAG